Messenger RNA from Anopheles nili, 990 nucleotides. RefSeq names its product seipin (gene Seipin). Gene Ontology annotation, cellular component: endoplasmic reticulum membrane. The record is from RefSeq and is a predicted model, not a curated record. Lineage: Eukaryota; Metazoa; Arthropoda; Insecta; Diptera; Culicidae. Gene Ontology annotation, biological process: lipid droplet organization; lipid storage. The coding region runs from base 1 to 990 and encodes 329 amino acids. The transcript has 4 exons.
AUGGGAUUCGUCGUAGGGCUGUUGCUCAUGAUUUUGGAUCCAUUCAAGAUAGUACGGAAUUACUUCAUCAGACCUAUCGCAACACUCGGGCUGGCUGCGGCAGAAGAAUACAAAGCCCGCAAGGAAAAGAGCGUAAAUACCACGAAAAAUGUGUUCCUCAAGUUGUUCAUCGUCGUUUUGGUGGGAUUUUCCGUCGUGUGGGCUUCGAUAUUCCUGUACCUAUACUUUUACUACUCGUACAUGCCAUCCGUUUUACACUUGAAAGAUGUACAUCUCAACUUACGCGAAUGUAAGGAUGCUUCGAUAGACUGUAAACCUUACCCAACGGCGAACGUGGCAUUGACAAAUCAUCAAAGAUUCCUUAUGGUUGGACAACCGUACAAGAUCAUCCUUAACCUGGAAAUGCCUGAAUCUGAUCACAAUGGUAAAAUAGGCAUGUUUACGGUUUGCGGUACGGUCAAGGAUUACGGGUACGAGGAAAUCGCCAAAUCAUGCCGCAUGUCGAUGCUGCACUACAAAUCGGACCUGCUCAAAACGAUCCUCACGAUAGUGUUCGCACCGUUGCUGGUAUUCGGCUAUCGGGAAGAGAAGCAACUGGUCACGGUGGAAUUGUUCUCAAAUUUCCUCGAUGACUCCAAUCACCCGGCCACGAACAUCGACAUCACCAUUCUUCGGCAGGACGUUCAGCUGUACUCAGCACAACUGCAGGUAGUCGCUAACUUCACGGGGUUACGCUAUCUAAUGUUUAACUGGCCCGUUCUUUCAGCGGUGAUAGGCAUCACCACCAAUCUGUUUUUCAUUCUAAUUGUUUGCGUGCUGAGCUGGUACCAUUGGGACGAUUCGGAGUGGAUAUCGGACAUAAGUAAUCGCUACCAGCAGAUAGUCAAGGGUGUCUCGAAGGUAGCUGCAAUCGGACAUUCCGAAACACCGAAGUCGGCAAAAGAACCUGAACCUGUCGUAUCGAAAGACUGGCUAAUGGACGAAGAAUAA